GAUCUCGUAAGAAAGCUCAGACCGUUGAGAAGAUUCAGAGGCCCCUCCCUCUCACACACUCUCUCUCUGUCUCUCUUCCUUGUCUGUGACAGUAAACAAUGCACGGGCGGCCUCGUAUGGCUCCCAAUCCGGAGGACGCGGCCGCCUCCGCCGCCAAAUCCCAGAAGCUCCGAUCCCUCCAGUCUCAGUUCCUGUCUUUCCACCAUAGCCGCACCUACACCAAGGAGGCUCUGGAGAUCAGCGCGAAGCUGCUGGAGAUCAAUCCGGAGAACUACACCGCCUGGAACUAUCGGAAGCUCGCCGUCGAGCACUGCGUCAAAGAGUCCGAGUCUGAUCCCAGCUCUGUUAAGUCGAUCUUCGACAAAGAACUUAAAGUGGUAGAGAGUGCACUGAGGCAAAAUUUCAAAUCCUAUGGAGCAUGGCAUCAUCGAAAAUGGGUAUUAAGCAAGGGCCAUUCAUCCAUAGAUGAAGAAUUGAGGCUUUUGGAUAAGUUGCAAAAACAAGAUUCCCGGAACUUCCAUGCUUGGAAUUACAGGAGAUUUGUGGCAGCACUGAUGAAUCGAUCCAUCGAGGACGAAUUGAAGUACACAGAAAAUUUGAUUGAAAAUAAUUUCAGUAAUUAUUCAGCCUGGCAUAAUCGCAGUAUCCUAUUGUCCGAGCUAGUAAAGAAAAAGGAUCAAGGAUCAUCUACUCAAGAUGUUUUGAGCGAGGAGUACAAUUUUGUGCGUGAUGCUCUAUUUACAGAUCCGGAUGAUCAGAGUGCUUGGUUUUAUCAUCUAUGGCUCCUUCAACAAACAAUCCAAUCUAAGGCUCCCCUACUUGUAUCUUCUUGGCCUGCCAAUGGGGCUGAUCUAAGGGUGUCGGGAAACGGGUGCCUUGGUGGUGCAUCGGGUUUAUUCUCUAGGCUUUCUAGUGACUUAAGAAGAUUCCCGCUGGUUCUUUUUUUCAAUCAGAAUGUAGAAGGCAUUAGCUCGUUGACAGUAACUGUGGAAGCUUCAUUUAUUACGAGCAAAGAUCUUACAUGGAAGUCACUUUCACCAAAAACUUCUCGAUUUGGGCGAGUUUGGGUUGCAUAUCUAGAUAUAUCUAGUGUAGAUCUUGAUUACUUGAACCCCCAAAAAGUUGUGGUGAGACUGGGACAUUGCCCAGGCAUCAUGUCUUCAAGUGGUCUUCCGCUCAGCAAACCGUUUAGGUUAGAGUACACAAUAGCUGCAAAACCUAUUGAAACCAAAUCUUCUGGAAGGCACGAGAAUGAAAUAUUUCAAUGGAAAGAAGAUGACUUUCAUAAUUCUGAAGGACAGCUGGAAGAAUCAAUUCCUCGUCUGCUUUAUACACGAGCAGUUGAGGAUAAUGAUGAGGCAGCAGCUUCGAGGUGGCAUAUUGAUACCAUGACAGAAGAGAUAAAUCAUGUUAGGGUCUUGUUGGCGAGCUCGGACUGCAAAAUUGGAAAAUUGAUGCUUGCCAGACUUCUGAUGGCUCGGGAUGACAUGUUGUCUCCAUAUGCGAAUAAGAUGGCUCAUUCUGAAGAAGUUCUUGAACUGUAUAGAGAUCUCAUAAGAUUGGAUCCACCACAUUCUCAUUAUUAUAAGGACCAAAGCAGCUUGGUUUUGAUGCAGCAGCUGGUUUCCAGCAGGGAUUCUUUAUUGAAACACUGCUUUUGCUACGAAGGCAUCAAGUCCUCGAGUAUUGAUGGUCCUGUCUGUUUACGCCUCAAUAACCUGUCGUUGUCUCGGGUGGGAUCAUUUGAGAAAUUACUGUGGGUUCAUAUCCUAGACCUCAGCGACAACGAGCUUCAUUCAAUUCAAGGAAUAGAGGCUCUGCAACUCCUUUCUUGCUUGAACCUACGCAGCAACAAACUCACCAGUUUCUCUGCUCUGGAACCCCUGAGAUCACUCAAGUGUCUGAGAGCAUUGAACAUAUCGUACAAUGAGAUCGGGUCCCACCCUAUAGACACCUGUCGCUAUCUGGUCACGUCUCCGCUGUCGCACUCGGCGGAGAUCUCUUGGAACCGGGAUGAGGAUUUGCCGGAUGGAGUUGAUGUGGAGAAUUACUGGGAGGCUUUCCUGGUGUUCAAAGACUUGGACUUGGUGCAGUUAGACAUAGCAGGAAACCCAGUUGCUGAUGAGAGGUUCCAGUCUUUCUUGGUCAAGAUUACUCCUGAACUUACGUGGUUGGAUGGCCAAAAAUUGCAUUGAUGCGUUAAUGCAACAGUAUUGUUACCACUUGUUAUAAGAUGCAGACAUCGUCGUUCAGGAUGACGAUGAAUAAUCAGAAGAUCUGGGUUGAAAGGGUUUAGAUGUUCACUUCUUAAGUUUCUCGGAUUGGAAUCAUCUUAGACUCACAGUUGAAUUAUCUUAUACUCCAGGCUUAAAAAAUCAAUGCUGUUUUCGGGUUGAGCUUCUGACCAUCUCGAGAUUCAGUCUGCUUCGGAUCUUUCUUUAUAGAGAUUGAGGUGGUGUUUGGUUUCAUAGUAGGAUUUUAGAAUUGUGAUUUUGAUUUUGAUUUUGAGUGGUAUAAAUGGGGCCCACCCUUUGACUUUGUAA
Molecule: messenger RNA, 2543 nt
Organism: Punica granatum (pomegranate)
Lineage: Eukaryota; Viridiplantae; Streptophyta; Magnoliopsida; Myrtales; Lythraceae
Source: RefSeq, a predicted model, not a curated record